This is a messenger RNA of Colletotrichum truncatum, 756 nucleotides long. RefSeq lists its product as uncharacterized. Lineage: Eukaryota; Fungi; Ascomycota; Sordariomycetes; Glomerellales; Glomerellaceae. The record is from RefSeq and is a predicted model, not a curated record.
AUGGCUACCGCUACCAUGCCGACGUUCCACCCAUUUCCACGCCUCCCCUCCGAGCUUCGCAAUCGCAUCUGGGAGUUGACCGUCGAGCCCCGCAUCGUCGAGGUACGCGUGGUCUACCAUCAACCAAACCCUGCCAACGUCAAAGGUUCCGCCGAGCUAGGCGCGCAGGAAGUAGACUGGACCGUCAAGCGGCCGCCGCCGGUUCGCCACCUGCGCUCGCCUACCCCAGUCCCGGCCCAGCUGCAAACUUGCCGUGAGGCCCGCGAGCACCUGACCACACACCCCGUUGCGAAAUAUCGGUACGAGAAAUCCUUUUGCGAGAUCGUUAUGACACGCUACGAGGGGCUGGACCCUGUACCCGAGGGUGACCCGGAGCGGGAGCGCUAUGUCUGGUUCAACUUCGACAUUGACAUGUUCUCCAUCGGGGACACGGAUUUGAACGAGUUCCGCCCUGUGGCCCAUCAGAUCCGCCGGCUGCGGCUUGAGCGGGCCAUCUCGAACGAGUACUUUUCCCGCACAGAGUCGCUGUUGUUUGGCAACAAGUUUAGGAAUCUUGCCGAGGUGUAUUUGAUCUGUUUAGAGGGCAUUAGGUCGGCCUAUGCUGCGACCGAAGAAAUGUACUUCUCCUGCGGACCUGAGAACGUGUAUCUUGUUGACCCAGAAGAGAUGGGUGGGGCGAUGAUGAACAGCGUCGACCUGGACGCUAUGGUGGACGGGGAGUACGAGGAGCUUGGCGAGCAAGGAGAGGAUAGCUGA